Messenger RNA from Loxodonta africana (African savanna elephant), 2130 nucleotides. RefSeq names its product G protein-coupled receptor 34 (gene GPR34). Lineage: Eukaryota; Metazoa; Chordata; Mammalia; Proboscidea; Elephantidae. The record is from RefSeq and is a predicted model, not a curated record. Bases 451 to 1578 code for a protein of 375 amino acids. Gene Ontology annotation, molecular function: G protein-coupled purinergic nucleotide receptor activity. Gene Ontology annotation, cellular component: membrane. The transcript has 4 exons. Gene Ontology annotation, biological process: G protein-coupled receptor signaling pathway.
ACCAAUUGCACAACGACCGGAUGGAGGAGUCCAGAUAACACAACCAAGACAAGUCUCUGUGUCUAGGGAAGUUUGAGGUUCAGCUCCUUUUACUUCAGGAGAGCCUGAACUUAAGUACAGGAGCCCUGGUGGCCAAGUGGUUAAAAGCUACGGGGAGCUAAUACUGCUAACCAAAGGUCAGCACUUCAAAUCCGCCAGCGGCUCCUUGGAACCACUAUUGGGCAGUUCUACUCUGUCCUAUAGGGUUGCCAUGAGUCAGAAUCGAUUCGACGGCAACAGCAAUUAAUGCAAUUUUAGAAGCAUGGCCUGAAUGAUUCAGUGACUAUCAAGUUAAACUGAAAACGGUGAAAGGUUGCUAUUAUUAUCAAAUAGAAAAAUCUGAAGACAUAAAAGCUACCCACAAGGAACAUGUCAUCUAGCGUCUUCACUUUUUGAUCUCCACAGAAGACAAUGAGAAGUCACACUGUCACAAUGAUGACAACUUCAGUCAGCGGCUGGCCUUUCUCCUCCCAUGGAACAUACUUUAUCACUAAUCACAGUGACCAAUCACCACAGAACUUCUCAAAAAUAUCAAAUGUUACUACUGCCUGCUCCAUGGAUGAAAACUUACUGUCUAAUGUGUUAACAACAUUCUACUCUGUUAUCUUCAUUGUGGGACUGGUUGGGAACAUAAUUGCCCUCUAUGUAUUUCUGGGUAUCCACCGCAAAAGAAAUUCUAUUCAAAUUUACCUACUUAAUGUCGCCAUUGCAGACCUCCUGCUCAUCUUCUGCCUCCCUUUCCGAAUAAUGUAUCACAUUAACCAAAACAAGUGGACACUGGGUGUGAUUUUUUGCAAGGUUGUGGGAACACUAUUUUAUAUGAACAUGUACAUUAGCAUUAUUUUGCUGGGAUUCAUCAGUUUGGAUCGCUACAUAAAAAUUAAUCGGUCUAUACAACAACGGAAGGUAAUAACAACCAAACAAAGUAUUUAUGUUUGCUGUACAGUAUGGACAAUUGCUCUAGCUGCAUUUCUAACUAUGAUUAUUUUAACAUUGAAGAAAGAAGGGCAUAAUUCCACAAUGUGUUUCCAUUACAGAGAUAAGCAUAAUGCGAAAGGAGAAGCAAUUUUUAACUUCAUUCUCGUGGUAAUGUUCUGGCUAAUUUUCCUACUAAUAAUUCUUUCAUAUAUUAAAAUAGGUAAGAAUCUAUUAAGGAUUUCUAAAAGGAGGUCGAAAUUUCCUAAUUCUGGUAAAUAUGCUACUACAGCCCGGAAUUCCUUUAUUGUACUUAUCAUUUUUACUAUAUGUUUUGUUCCCUAUCAUACCUUUCGAUUCAUCUACAUUUCUUCACAGCUAAAUAAGUCAUCUUGCUCCUGGAAGGAAAUCGUUCAUAAAACCAAUGAGAUCAUGCUGGUUCUCUCAUCUUUCAAUAGCUGUUUAGACCCAGUCAUGUAUUUCCUAAUGUCCAGCAACAUUCGCAAAAUAAUGUGCCAACUUCUUUCGAGAAGAUUUCAAGGGGAAGCAAGCAGGAGUGAAAGCACUUCAGAAUAUAAACCAGGAUACUCCCUGCAUGAAGUAUCUGCUGCAGUUAAAGUUUAGUCUACUUAAAGCACAUGAGGUAAACAUAUUAAAAAGAAUGACAAAACAUAGACUCUUAUUUCCUUGAAGAACUAAAAAUUGUAAAACAAAGCUCUAGCAAUUUACAAAACUCCAAUCUUCUCAAAGCUCUUUUCUUAUUUGCCGUAUUUCAUUUGCUUAACUGUAAAAUAUUUCAAGGGAAAGAAAAGCUUACAUUUAUCACUAGAUUUUAAAUAUGCACGAAAAAUCUUUUAAAACUAAAUUGUUAGCCUAACACGCUUAACAUAGAUCACGAAGUUAGGUGAAAUUCAAUGGCUUUAACAACAAAAUAAUUAAGCACAAUGUCAUAGUUUCUCAAGUCACUAAAGCAGUUAUUAAAAUCAAGCACCUGGUACUAGUACUAAUUUAAAGUAUGUUUAAAGUAAGCUGAAUGAUUUGGGAAUCAACUUAAAAUGUCAGAAAUAUAUGUUCAUCUGUCAUUUAAAAAGCUUGUAGAAUUUGUCAAUGUAUUCAUUUAUGCCUAAACUUUUAUAUCAGAUAAAAUUUUAAUGAAUAAAAUCCUAAUAAAAACAA